GAAAAUUUUUAACUUCAAAUGAAGCUAUGAAUAAAUGAAAUUUAAAUUCAAUCUAUUUAUUAUUUUACCAAAUAAAAUUGGCAAGCCCAAUUUAAAGCUUAAAUGAAAUAGUGAGAGGGCGUGACUUGGAUUUACCAACCGCGCUAAGAAUAGGGGAGGAAAUGGAUGGACAGGAAUCUGGAUAGUGGGGGAAAUCCGUCAAGCACUGGAAAAGGAAGUCGUUUUCCCGGCGGCUGCAAAGAAAUUCCUAGAGAGAGCAAAAGCAGAAACGGAGAGGAAAGGACUCUAAACUUCCUCCCGAGUUCGGCCCCCAAACGUUGGAAAUUCAGACGUCUUUUUCCUUCUUCCCCUUCUUCUUCAACUACGCUUUCCGCUGUGUUCCGAAACGCGGCAUCGGUAAACGCUUUGAAUUUCAUUUUCCCUGAUAUUUAAUUCGUACUUCCUCUCUUCCUCUAAACUUUCAAACGACAACCACGAGAAGAACGGUAAGAGAGAGAUAGAGAGAGACAGAGGUUUUCCUUUGUGGAGUUGAAGCUGCGGAGGUUUCGGUUUUUAGGAGAGACUUGUGCUGCUUCUUCUGAAUUAUUGGAUCUGGUUUGAGAGAGAAAGAGAGGGUUGUGGGCUUUCUUUGGGAACAAUCGGAGACGGUAGGCCUCUGUUGUGGGAAACUUUUGUCUCCUUUCUGGGUCAGAUUAAUUUCAAGCUAAUUGCGGUAAUCGGGCCUAUGGCUUCGGCUGCUAUAUUCUCGUCUCUAAGAAGGAGGAGGUCGCCGUCGCCGGACGCAUUUCUCGCGCCGGUGGACCUCAGCGAUAUCGCUCUUGUACAGACGCUCGCUGCUCUCUCGGCGGAGUUAAUUUCGUCGUAUUCGGAUAAAUCGUUUCCGUUUCAACGCAAGAAUUCUCGUUCGCUGAUUCGAAAGAUUGAGGUAUUUGCGGUGUUGCUGGAGUUCUUACGAGAUUCGGGUUCGAGUCUGCCCUCAACAGCGAUUCUCUGCUUCAAAGAGCUUUAUUUGAUUCUUUAUCGUUCCAAGAUGCUUCUUGAUUAUUGCACGCAGUCGAGUCGGGUAUGGCUUUUGCUUCAGAACCAUUCCAUUUCUGGGCAUUUCCAUGACCUGAACCAGGAGAUAUCGACGCUUUUGGAUGUGUUACCGUUGAAGGAGUUCGAUUUGGGCGAUGAUAUUAGGGAGCAGAUUGAACUUUUGCAGAAGCAAUCGAGACGAACCAGGCUGUUCGUUGACAAACGCGAUGAAGCAUUGAGGUUGAAGUUCUUUUGGUUUCUUGAUGAAUUGGAGAAAGGGCAGAUUCCUAGCCCUGUUGAGUUGCGGUCUUCUUUCGUGGAGGGGUUGGGGAUUCGCGACGCAAAGAGCUGCCGAAGUGAAAUCGAGUUCUUGGAAGAGCAGAUUGGUAAUCAAGAGGGGGGUUUAGAGCCGACGGCUUCUGUGCUUAAUGGGUUUGUGGCGCUCACUCGGUAUUGCAGGUUCUUCCUUUUUGGGUUCGAGGAGGAUGUAUUGGAAUUGUGUUUCGGGAAUCAGAAAAGGUUGAGGAAGGGUUUGAUUGCUCAAGAAAUUGCGGACACCUUCAUCACGAUUCCGAGGGACUUUUGCUGCCCAAUAUCUCUGGAUUUGAUGCGAGACCCUGUGAUAAUUUGUACAGGACAGACAUAUGAUCGAAGUUCAAUAUCCAGAUGGAUGGAAGAAGGCCAUUGUACUUGCCCCAAAACCGGGCAAUUGCUGUUUCAUACGCGUCUUGUUCCGAAUCGAGCUCUUAGGAAUUUGAUCAUGCACUGGUGCACUGCUCAUGGAAUCCCUUUUGAUCCAUCCGAGUGUGUGGAUACUUCCUCAGAAGCUUUUGCGGCAACUUCUGCAACUAAGGCUGCCAUUGAAGCCAAUAAAGCCACAGCUGCACUGCUUAUUAAACAACUAGCAAGUGGGUCACAGGGUGCGAAAACUGUGGCUGCUCGGGAAAUUCGUUUGUUAGCAAAAACAGGGAAAGAAAAUCGUGCUUACAUAGCGGAAGCUGGUGCAAUCCCACAUCUGAAGGCACUGCUCUUAUCUGCGAACUCCAUUGCACAAGAGAAUUCUGUGACUGCAAUGCUUAACUUAUCCAUUUAUGACAAGAACAAGAGCCGAAUUAUGGAGGAACAAGAGUGUUUGGAGUCCAUAGUUUGGGUUUUGAGGCAUGGAAACACAACGGAAGCGAGGGAAAAUGCUGCUGCUACGCUGUUUAGCCUCUCUGCAGUUCAUGAUUACAAGAGAAAAAUAGCAGAUGAGGAGGGGGCAGUUGAAGCUCUUGCAGGGCUGUUGAAAGAGGGGACACCCAGAGGGAAGAAGGAUGCAGUGACUGCUCUAUUCAAUCUGUCGACUCAUGCGGAUAAUUGUUCGAGAAUGAUAGAGGCGGGUGCAGUUGCAGCUCUGAUAGAGUCUUUGGGAAUUGAAGGGGUUGCAGAGGAAGCAGCAGGUGCACUGGGCUUGAUAGUUAGGCAGCCGGUUGGGGCUGAAGCAGUGGGCGAGGAGGAAAUGGCAGUGGCGGGGUUGAUUGGAAUGAUGCGGUGCGGGACUCCAAGGGGUAAAGAAAACGCCGUUGUUGCAUUGCUUGAGCUUUGCCGGAGCGGUGGGCCGGCUGCAACCGAGAGGGUGGUGAGUGCACCGGCAUUGGCUGGUUUGCUUCAGACCCUGCUAUAUACGGGGACCAAGCGGGCAAGGCGAAAGGCAGCAUCGCUGGCUAGAGUUUUCCAGAGGUGUGAAAAUGCAGCUAUGCGUUUUGGUGGACUGGGAGUUGGCUACGCAUUCCCCAGCAACUCAGCUGCAAGUAGAGAGUCAGGUUUCAAUGGUGAUGUAUCAGUGCCAAUGUCCAUUUCUGUGCCUGUUUUAUAGUGGUGUUUCUAUUGCACCCUUUGUGUUGUUGGCUUCCCCCAUUUGUUUAUGUUCCCAUUUUUGUUUGAAACAUUUCACAUAUUCUUUCAUUGGGGUGUGAAGGGAAGGAGGAAAUGAAAUUAUAGAAAUACAACAUUUGAUGUAAUUGGAAAGAA
Messenger RNA from Malania oleifera, 3027 nucleotides. Its product is annotated as U-box domain-containing protein 17. The transcript has a single exon. NCBI's taxonomy places the organism in Eukaryota, Viridiplantae, Streptophyta, Magnoliopsida, Santalales, Ximeniaceae. The record is from RefSeq and is a predicted model, not a curated record. Gene Ontology annotation, cellular component: nucleus; cytoplasm. Gene Ontology annotation, molecular function: ubiquitin-protein transferase activity; protein binding. Gene Ontology annotation, biological process: protein ubiquitination; cell surface receptor signaling pathway. Bases 725 to 2872 code for a protein of 715 amino acids.